This is a messenger RNA of Venturia canescens, 20932 nucleotides long. RefSeq names its product mucin-19-like. The record is from RefSeq and is a predicted model, not a curated record. Bases 202 to 20661 code for a protein of 6819 amino acids. The transcript is spliced from 4 exons. Lineage: Eukaryota; Metazoa; Arthropoda; Insecta; Hymenoptera; Ichneumonidae.
GCCAAUAUUUUAUUUCACAAAAAGUUGUACUACUGAACUAGCACUUUUUUCCGACUACAUAACGAAGUUCUCUGUUCUUAAAACUCAAACACCCUUGAUGGCAUACAGCACAUUUCACAUAGCUUCACAUACAUCUCAUAAUAAAGUGUGUCUACAUAUAGUAGAUAGGGUCGCCUCUGUAUUCUACCGGAUCCCUCCAAAAUGAAGGUAAGACUGGGUCUCGCGUUUGCUGUAAUUGCGGGAUUGGUAGCAGUUCCGAUGGCCGAGUCACAUGCACGACCUCCAUUGAAAAAUGGGCACACACAUGAACAAAAAAAUAGGAGUUGCAUACGAACAAACGAACGGAUAGGUUGUGUUCGACAAAACAGACCUUGUUCUCGGAAUGUUCUAGGAAUUAUUGGAGUUUCUACGAGGACACACAUAAACAAAAAAAAUAUCAAAAUGAAAAAAAAAGAAAAGUUUUCGAAAAAACGGAGAGGAGCCAUAAAAAGCAAAGAUACUGAGAUAUUCCUGACAACAGGAAAUACGACUCUAUUGGUAGGUGAGACAAUGGCAGUCGCGGAAGCUCUGCCAGGUACGACACCAUCUCCGGAUAAUACGACUCCAGCCCAGACCAUGUCGCUAGUUAUGACGACACCUUCUACAACUCCGCGUUCGGGUACGAGUGAUCGAGCCAUGACCUUGUUUCCCGGUACUACUAUACCAGACACGACCUCAUCUUCCAGAACGACUACUCCAGGCACGACCUCGUCUUCCAGUACGACUACUCCAGGCACGAUCGCGUCGCCUGACCUGAUAACAGCUUCUACGAUCUCAUUUUCCGGUACGACUUCUUCAGGCACGACCGCGUUACCCAGACGGACGACACCUUCUACGGCCUCGUCUUCCAGUACGACUUCUUCAGCCAUGACCGCGUCACCCGGACGAACGACAUCUUCUACGACCUCGUCUUCCGAUACGACUACUCCAGCCACGACUGCGUCGUCCAACCUGACGACACCUUCCACGACCUUGUCUACCGGUACGAUUACUCGAGCCACGACCUCGUCUUUCGGUACGACUACUGCCACGACCACGUCACCCGACCUGACGACACCUUCCACGACCUUAUUUUCCGGUACGACUACUCCAGCCACGACCUCGUCCUCCAGUACGACUUCUCCAGACACGACCGCCUCACCCGGAGGGACGACACCUUUUACGACCUCGUCACCCCGACGCACGAAACCUAACACGACCUCGUCUUCCGGUACGCCUAGUCUAGCCACGACCGCGUCUUCCGGUAGGACUACUCCACGCACGACCGCUUCGCCCGACCUGAUGACACCUUCUACGAACUCGUCUUUCGAUACGACUACCCCAGAUACGACCGCGUCUUCCGGUACUACACCAGCAACGACUGAGUCACUCGACCUGACGACACCUUCUAUGACCGCGUCUUCCGGUACGAGUACUGUAGCCACGACCGCAUCAUCCGACCUGCCGACACGUUCUACGAACUCGUCUUCCGGUACGAGUACUGUAGCUGCGAUCGCGUCAGCCGACCUGACGAUACCUUCUACGACCUCUCCUUCCGAUACGACUUCUUCAGCCACGACCGCGUCUUCCGGUACAAGUACUCCAGGCACGACCGCUUCGCCCGACCUGAUGACACCUUCUACGAACUCGUCUUUCGGUACGACUACUCCAGAUACGACCGCGUCUUCCGGUACUACUCCAGCCACGACCGCGUCACUCGACCUGACAACACCUUCUACGACCUCGUCUUCCGGUACGACUACCCCAGCAUUGACUUUGUCUCUUGAUCUGACCACAGCUUCUACGACCUCGUCUUCCGGUACGAGUACUUUAGCUGCGACCGCGUCAGCCGACCCGACGACACCUUCUACGACCCCUCCUGCCGAUACGACUUCUUCAGCCACGACCGCGUCUUCCGGUACGACUACUCCAGGCACGACCGCUUCGCCCGACCUGAUGACUCCUUCUACGAACUCGUCUUUCGAUACGACUACCCCAGAUACGACCGCGUCUUCCGGUACUACACCAGCAACGACUGAGUCACUCGACCUGACGACACCUUCUACGAACUCAUCUUCCGGUACGACUACCCCAGCAUCGACUUUGUCUCGUGAUCUGACCACAGCUUCUACGACCACGUCUUCCGGUACGAGUACUGUAGCCACGAACGCGUCAGCCGUCCUGACGACACCUUCUACGACCUCUCCUUCCGGUACGAUUUUUUCAGCCACGACCUCGUCUUCCGGUACGACUUCUUCAGGCCCAACCGCGUCUUCCGGUACAACUACUCCAGGCACGACCGCAUCACCCGACCUGAUGACACUUUUUGCGAACUCGUCUUUCGGCACGCCUACUCCAGAUACGACCGCGUCUUCCGGUACUACUCAAGCUACGAUCGUCUCAAUCGACGUGAGGACAAGCUUUACGAACUCGUCAUCCGGUGCGACUACCCCAGCAUCGACUUUGUCUCGUGACCUGACCACUGCUUCUACGACCUCGUCUUCCGGUACGAGUACUGUAGCCACGACCGCGUCAGCCGUCCUGACGACACCUUCUACGACCUCUCCUUCCGAUACGACUUCUUCAGCCACGACCGCAUCUUCCGGUACGACUACUCCAGGCACGACCGCUUCGCCCGACCUGAUGACACCUUCUACGAACUCGUCUUUCGAUACGACUACCCCAGAUACGACCGCGUCUUCCGGUACUACACCAGCAACGACUGAGUCACUCGACCUGACCACACCUUCUAUGACCGCGUCUUCCGGUACGAGUACUGUAGCCACGACCGCAUUACCCGACCUGCCGACACGUUCUACGGACUCGUCUUCCGGUACGAGUACUGUAACUGCGACCGCGUCAGCCGACCUGACGGCACCUUCUACGACCUCUCCUUCCGAUACGACUUCUUCAGCCACGACCGCGUCUUCCGGUACGAGUACUCCAGGCACGACCGCUUCGCCCGACCUGAUGACACCUUCUACGAACUCGUCUUUCGAUACGACUACCCCAGAUACGACCGCGUCUUCCGGUACUACACCAGCAACGACUGAGUCACUCGACCUGACCACACCUUAUACGAACUCAUCUUUCGGUACGACUACCCCAGCAUCGACUUUGUCUCGUGACCUGACCACAGCUUCUACGACCUCGUCUUCCGGUACGAGUACUUUAGCUGCGACCGCGUCAGCCGACCCGACGACACCUUCUACGACCCCUCCUUCCGAUACGACUUCUUCAGCCACGACCGCGUCUUCCGGUACGACUACUCCAGGCACGACCGCUUCGCCCGACCUGAUGACACAUUCUACGAACUCGUCUUUCGAUACGACUACCCCAGAUACGACCGCGUCUUCCGGUACUACACCAGCAACGACUGAGUCACUCGACCUGACGACAUCUUCUACGAACUCAUCUUCCGGUACGACUACCCCAGCAUCGACUUUGUCUCGUGAUCUGACCACAGCUUCUACGACCUCGUCUUCCGGUACGAGUACUUUAGCUGCGACCGCGUCAGCCGACCCGACGACACCUUCUACGACCCCUCCUUCCGAUACGACUUCUUCAGCCACGACCGCGUCUUCCGGUACGACUACUCCAGGCACGACCGCUUCGCCCGACCUAAUGACACAUUCUACGAACUCGUCUAUCGAUACGACUACCCCAGAUACGACCGCGUCUUCCGGUACUACACCAGCAACGACUGAGUCACUCGACCUGACGACACCUUCUACGAACUCGUCUUUCGAUACGACUACCCCAGAUACGACCGCGUCUUCCGGUACUACACCAGCAACGACUGAGUCACUCGACCUGACCACACCUUCUAUGACCGCGUCUUCCGGUACGAGUACUGUAGCCACGACCGCAUCACCCGACCUGCCGACACGUUCUACGGACUCGUCUUCCGGUACGAGUACUGUAACUGCGACCGCGUCAGCCGACCCGACGACACCUUCUACGAACCCUCCUUCCGAUACGACUUCUUCAGCCACGACCGCGUCUUCCGGUACGACUACUCCAGGCACGACCGCUUCGCCCGACCUGAUGACACAUUCUACGAACUCGUCUUUCGAUACGACUACCCCAGAUACGACCGCGUCUUCCGGUACUACACCAGCAACGACUGAGUCACUUGACCUGACGACACCUUCUACGAACUCAUCUUCCGGUACGACUAACCCAGCAUCGACUUUGUCUCGUGAUCUGACCACAGCUUCUACGACCUCGUCUUCCGGUACGAGUACUGUAGCCACGACCGCGUCAGCCGUCCUGACGACACCUUCUACGACCUCUCCUUCCGGUACGAUUUCUUCAGCCACCACCUUGUCUUCCGGUACGACUUCUUCAGGCCCAACCGCGUCUUCCGGUACAACUACUCCAGGCACGACCGCAUCAACCGACCUGAUGACACUUUUAGCGAACUCGUCUUUCGGCACGCCUACUCCAGAUACGACCGCGUCUUCCGGUACUACUCCAGCUACGAUCGUCUCAAUCGACGUGAGGACAAGCUUUACGAACUCGUCAUCCGGUGCGACUACCCCAGCAUCGACUUUGUCUCGUGACCUGACCACUGCUUCUACGACCUCGUCUUCCGGUACGAGUACUGUAGCCACGACCGCGUCAGCCGUCCUGACGACACCUUCUACGACCUCUCCUUCCGAUACGACUUCUUCAGCCACGACCGCGUCUUCCGGUACGACUACUCCAGGCACGACCGCUUCGCCCGACCUGAUGACACCUUCUACGAACUCGUCUUUCGAUACGACUACCCCAGAUACGACCGCGUCUUCCGGUACUACACCAGCAACGACUGAGUCACUCGACCUGACCACACCUUCUAUGACCGCGUCUUCCGGUACGAGUACUGUAGCCACGACCGCAUCACCUGACCUGCCGACACGUUCUACGAACUCGUCUUCCGGUACGAGUACUGUAGCUGCAACCGCGUCAGCCGACCUGACGACACCUUCUACGACCUCUCCUUCCGAUACGACUUCUUCAGCCACGACCGCGUCUUCCGGUACGACUACUCCAGGCACGACCGCUUCGCCCGACCUGAUGACACCUUCUACGAACUCGUCUUUCGAUACGACUACCCCAGAUACGACCGCGUCUUCCGGUACUACACCAGCAACGACUGAGUCACUCGACCUGACCACACCUUCUAUGACCGCGUCUUCAGGUACGAGUAGUGUAGCCACGACCGCAUCACCCGACCUGCCGACACGUUCUACGGACUCGUCUUCCGGUACGAGUACUGUAACUGCGACCGCGUCAGCCGACCUGACGGCACCUUCUACGACCUCUCCUUCCGAUACGACUUCUUCAGCCACGACCGCGUCGUCCGGUACGACUACUCCAGGCACGACCGCUUCGCCCGACCUGAUGACACCUUCUACGAACUCGUCUUUCGAUACGACUACCCCAGAUACGACCGCGUCUUUCGGUACUACACCAGCAUCGACUGAGUCACUCGACCUGACGACACCUUCUACGAACUCAUCUUCCGGUACGACUACCCCAGCAUCGACUUUGUCUCGUGAUCUGACCACAGCUUCUACGACCUCGUCUUCCGGUACGAGUACUGUAGCCACGACCGCGUCAGCCGUCCUGACGACACCUUCUACGACCUCUCCUUCCGGUACGAUUUCUUCAACCACCACCUCGUCUUCCGGUACGACUUCUUCAGGCCCAACCGCGUCUUCCGGUACAACUACUCCAGGCACGACCGCAUCACCCGACCUGAUGACACUUUUUGCGAACUCGUCUUUCGGCACGCCUACUCCAGAUACGACCGCGUCUUCCGGUACUACUCCAGCUACGAUCGUAUCAAUCGACGUGAGGACAAGCUUUACGAACUCGUCAUCCGGUGCGACUACCCCAGCAUCGACUUUGUCUCGUGAUCUGACCACAGCUUCUACGACCUCGUCUUCCGGUACGAGUACUUUAGCUGCGACCGCGUCAGCAGACCCGACGACACCUUCUACGACCCCUCCUUCCGAUACGACUUCUUCAGCCACGACCGCGUCUUCCGGUACGACUACUCCAGGCACGACUGCUUCGCCCGACCUGAUGACACCUUCUACGAGCUCGUCUUUCGAUACGACUACCCCAGAUACGACCGCGUCUUCCGGUACUACACCAGCAACGACUGAGUCACUCGACCUGACCACACUUUCUAUGACCGCGUCUUCCGGUACGAGUACUGUAGCCACGACCGCAUCACCCGACCUGCCGACACGUUCUACGGACUCGUCUUCCGGUACGAGUACUGUAACUGCGACCGCGUCAGCCGACCUGACGGCACCUUCUACGACCUCUCCUUCCGAUACGACUUCUUCAGCCACGACCGCGUCUUCCGGUACGACUACUCCAGGCACGACCGCUUCGCCCGACCUGAUGACACCUUCUACGAACUCGUCUUUCGAUACGACUACCCCAGAUACGACCGCGUCUUCCGGUACUACACCAGCAACGACUGAGUCACUCGACCUGACGACACCUUCUACGAACUCAUCUUUCGGUACGACUACCCCAGCAUCGACUUUGUCUCGUGACCUGACCACAGCUUCUACGACCUCGUCUUCCGGUACGAGUACUUUAGCUGCGACCGCGUCAGCAGACCCGACGACACCUUCUACGACCCCUCCUUCCGAUACGACUUCUUCAGCCACGACCGCGUCUUCCGGUACGACUACUCCAGGCACGACCGCUUCGCCCGACCUGAUGACACAUUCUACGAACUCGUCUUUCGAUACGACUACCCCAGAUACGACCGCGUCUUCCGGUACUACACCAGCAACGACUGAGUCACUCGACCUGACGACACCUUCUACGAACUCAUCUUCCGGUACGACUACCCCAGCAUCGACUUUGUCUCGUGAUCUGACCAAAGCUUCUACGACCUCGUCUUCCGGUACGAGUACUGUAGCCACGACCGCGUCAGCCGUGCUGACGACACCUUCUACGACCUCUCCUUCCGGUACGAUUUCUUCAGCCACCACCUCGUCUUCCGGUACGACUUCUUCAGGCCCAACCGCGUCUUCCGGUACAACUACUCCAGGCACGACCGCAUCACCCGACCUGAUGACACUUUUUGCGAACUCGUCUUUCGGCACGCCUACUCCAGAUACGACCGCGUCUUCCGGUACUACUCCAGCUACGAUCGUCUCAAUCGACGUGAGGACAAGCUUUACGAACUCGUCAUCCGGUGCGACUACCCCAGCAUCGACUUUGUCUCGUGACCUGACCACUGCUUCUACGACUUCGUCUUCCGGUACGAGUACUGUAGCCACGACCGCGUCAGCCGUCCUGACGACACCUUCUACGACCUCUCCUUCCGAUACGACUUCUUCAGCCACGACCGCGUCUUCCGGUACGACUACUCCAGGCACGACCGCUUCGCCCGACCUGAUGACACCUUCUACGAGCUCGUCUUUCGAUACGACUACCCCAGAUACGACCGCGUCUUCCGGUACUACACCAGCAACGACUGAGUCACUCGACCUGACCACACUUUCUAUGACCGCGUCUUCCGGUACGAGUACUGUAGCCACGACCGCAUCACCCGACCUGCCGACACGUUCUACGGACUCGUCUUCCGGUACGAGUACUGUAACUGCGACCGCGUCAGCCGACCUGACGGCACCUUCUACGACCUCUCCUUCCGAUACGACUUCUUCAGCCACGACCGCGUCUUCCGGUACGACUACUCCAGGCACGACCGCUUCGCCCGACCUGAUGACACCUUCUACGAACUCGUCUUUCGAUACGACUACCCCAGAUACGACCGCGUCUUCCGGUACUACACCAGCAACGACUGAGUCACUCGACCUGACGACACCUUCUACGAACUCAUCUUUCGGUACGACUACCCCAGCAUCGACUUUGUCUCGUGACCUGACCACAGCUUCUACGACCUCGUCUUCCGGUACGAGUACUUUAGCUGCGACCGCGUCAGCCGACCCGACGACACCUUCUACGACCCCUCCUUCCGAUAGGACUUCUUCAGCCACGACCGCGUCUUCCGGUACGACUACUCCAGGCACGACCGCUUCGCCCGACCUGAUGACACAUUCUACGAACUCGUCUUUCGAUACGACUACCCCAGAUACGACCGCGUCUUCCGGUACUACACCAGCAACGACUGAGUCACUCGACCUGACGACACCUUCUACGAACUCAUCUUCCGGUACGACUACCCCAGCAUCGACUUUGUCUCGUGAUCUGACCACAGCUUCUACGACCUCGUCUUCCGGUACGAGUACUGUAGCCACGACCGCGUCAGCCGUCCUGACGACACCUUCUACGACCUCUCCUUCCGGUACGAUUUCUUCAGCCACCACCUCGUCUUCCGGUACGACUUCUUCAGGCCCAACCGCGUCUUCCGGUACAACUACUCCAGGCACGACCGCAUCACCCGACCUGAUGACACUUUUUGCGAACUCGUCUUUCGGCACGCCUACUCCAGAUACGACCGCGUCUUCCGGUACUACUCCAGCUACGAUCGUCUCAAUCGACGUGAGGACAAGCUUUACGAACUCGUCAUCCGGUGCGACUACCCCAGCAUCGACUUUGUCUCGUGAUCUGACCACAGCUUCUACGACCUCGUCUUCCGGUACGAGUACUUUAGCUGCGACCGCGUCAGCCGACCCGACGACACCUUCUACGACCCCUCCUGCCGAUACGACUUCUUCAGCCACGACCGCGUCUUCCGGUACGACUACUCCAGGCACGACCGCUUCGCCCGACCUGAUGACACAUUCUACGAACUCGUCUUUCGAUACGACUACCCCAGAUACGACCGCGUCUUCCGGUACUACACCAGCAACGACUGAGUCACUCGACCUGACGACACCUUCUACGAACUCAUCUUCCGGUACGACUACCCCAGCAUCGACUUUGUCUCGUGAUCUGACCACAGCUUCUACGACCUCGUCUUCCGGUACGAGUACUGUAGCCACGACCGCGUCAGCCGUCCUGACGACACCUUCUACGACCUCUCCUUCCGGUACGAUUUCUUCAGCCACCACCUCGUCUUCCGGUACGACUUCUUCAGGCCCAACCGCGUCUUCCGGUACAACUACUCCAGGCACGACCGCAUCACCCGACCUGAUGACACUUUUUGCGAACUCGUCUUUCGGCACGCCUACUCCAGAUACGACCGCGUCUUCCGGUACUACUCCAGCUACGAUCGUCUCAAUCGACGUGAGGACAAGCUUUACGAACUCGUCAUCCGGUGCGACUACCCCAGCAUCGACUUUGUCUCGUGACCUGACCACUGCUUCUACGACCUCGUCUUCCGGUACGAGUACUGUAGCCACGACCGCGUCAGCCGUCCUGACGACACCUUCUACGACCUCUCCUUCCGAUACGACUUCUUCAGCCACGACCGCGUCUUCCGGUACGACUACUCCAGGCACGUCCGCUUCGCCCGACCUGAUGACACCUUCUACGAACUCGUCUUUCGAUACGACUACCCCAGAUACGACCGCGUCUUCCGGUACUACACCAGCAACGACUGAGUCACUCGACCUGACCACACGUUCUAUGACCGCGUCUUCCGGUACGAGUACUGUAGCCACGACCGCAUCACCUGACCUGCCGACACGUUCUACGAACUCGUCUUCCGGUACGAGUACUGUAGCUGCGACCACGUCAGCCGACCUGACGACACCUUCUACGACCUCUCCUUCCGAUACGACUUCUUCAGCCGCGACCGCGUCUUCCGGUACGACUACCCUAGCAUCGACUUUGUCUCGUGAUCUGACCACAGCUUCUACGACCUCGUCUUCCGGUACGAGUACUGUAGCCACGACCGCGUCUGCCGUCCUGACGGCACCUUCUACGACCUCUCCUUCCGAUACGACUUCUUCAGCCACGACCGCGUCUUCUGGUACGACUACUCCAGGCACGACCGCUUCGCCCGACCUGAUGACACCUUCUACGAACUCGUCUUUCGAUACGACUACCCCAGAUACGACCGCGUCUUCCGGUACUACACCAGCAACGACUGAGUCACUCGACCUGACGACACCUUCUACGAACUCAUCUUUCGGUACGACUACCCCAGCAUCGACUUUGUCUCGUGACCUGACCACAGCUUCUACGACCUCGUCUUCCGGUACGAGUACUUUAGCUGCGACCGCGUCAGCAGACCCGACGACACCUUCUACGACCCCUCCUUCCGAUACGACUUCUUCAGCCACGACCGCGUCUUCCGGUACGACUACUCCAGGCACGACCGCUUCGCCCGACCUGAUGACACAUUCUACGAACUCGUCUUUCGAUACGACUACCCCAGAUACGACCGCGUCUUCCGGUACUACACCAGCAACGACUGAGUCACUCGACCUGACGACACCUUCUACGAACUCAUCUUCCGGUACGACUACCCCAGCAUCGACUUUGUCUCGUGAUCUGACCAAAGCUUCUACGACCUCGUCUUCCGGUACGAGUACUGUAGCCACGACCGCGUCAGCCGUGCUGACGACACCUUCUACGACCUCUCCUUCCGGUACGAUUUCUUCAGCCACCACCUCGUCUUCCGGUACGACUUCUUCAGGCCCAACCGCGUCUUCCGGUACAACUACUCCAGGCACGACCGCAUCACCCGACCUGAUGACACUUUUUGCGAACUCGUCUUUCGGCACGCCUACUCCAGAUACGACCGCGUCUUCCGGUACUACUCCAGCUACGAUCGUCUCAAUCGACGUGAGGACAAGCUUUACGAACUCGUCAUCCGGUGCGACUACCCCAGCAUCGACUUUGUCUCGUGACCUGACCACUGCUUCUACGACUUCGUCUUCCGGUACGAGUACUGUAGCCACGACCGCGUCAGCCGUCCUGACGACACCUUCUACGACCUCUCCUUCCGAUACGACUUCUUCAGCCACGACCGCGUCUUCCGGUACGACUACUCCAGGCACGACCGCUUCGCCCGACCUGAUGACACCUUCUACGAGCUCGUCUUUCGAUACGACUACCCCAGAUACGACCGCGUCUUCCGGUACUACACCAGCAACGACUGAGUCACUCGACCUGACCACACUUUCUAUGACCGCGUCUUCCGGUACGAGUACUGUAGCCACGACCGCAUCACCCGACCUGCCGACACGUUCUACGGACUCGUCUUCCGGUACGAGUACUGUAACUGCGACCGCGUCAGCCGACCUGACGGCACCUUCUACGACCUCUCCUUCCGAUACGACUUCUUCAGCCACGACCGCGUCUUCCGGUACGACUACUCCAGGCACGACCGCUUCGCCCGACCUGAUGACACCUUCUACGAACUCGUCUUUCGAUACGACUACCCCAGAUACGACCGCGUCUUCCGGUACUACACCAGCAACGACUGAGUCACUCGACCUGACGACACCUUCUACGAACUCAUCUUUCGGUACGACUACCCCAGCAUCGACUUUGUCUCGUGACCUGACCACAGCUUCUACGACCUCGUCUUCCGGUACGAGUACUGUAGCCACGACCGCGUCUGCCGUCCUGACGGCACCUUCUACGACCUCUCCUUCCGAUACGACUUCUUCAGCCACGACCGCGUCUUCCGGUACGACUACUCCAGGCACGACCGCUUCGCCCGACCUGAUGACACCUUCUACGAACUCGUCUUUCGAUACGACUACCCCAGAUACGACCGCGUCUUUCGGUACUACACCAGCAUCGACUGAGUCACUCGACCUGACGACACCUUCUACGAACUCAUCUUCCGGUACGACUACCCCAGCAUCGACUUUGUCUCGUGAUCUGACCACAGCUUCUACGACCUCGUCUUCCGGUACGAGUACUGUAGCCACGACCGCGUCAGCCGUCCUGACGACACCUUCUACGACCUCUCCUUCCGGUACGAUUUCUUCAACCACCACCUCGUCUUCCGGUACGACUUCUUCAGGCCCAACCGCGUCUUCCGGUACAACUACUCCAGGCACGACCGCAUCACCCGACCUGAUGACACUUUUUGCGAACUCGUCUUUCGGCACGCCUACUCCAGAUACGACCGCGUCUUCCGGUACUACUCCAGCUACGAUCGUAUCAAUCGACGUGAGGACAAGCUUUACGAACUCGUCAUCCGGUGCGACUACCCCAGCAUCGACUUUGUCUCGUGAUCUGACCACAGCUUCUACGACCUCGUCUUCCGGUACGAGUACUUUAGCUGCGACCGCGUCAGCAGACCCGACGACACCUUCUACGACCCCUCCUUCCGAUACGACUUCUUCAGCCACGACCGCGUCUUCCGGUACGACUACUCCAGGCACGACCGCUUCGCCCGACCUGAUGACACCUUCUACGAGCUCGUCUUUCGAUACGACUACCCCAGAUACGACCGCGUCUUCCGGUACUACACCAGCAACGACUGAGUCACUCGACCUGACCACACUUUCUAUGACCGCGUCUUCCGGUACGAGUACUGUAGCCACGACCGCAUCACCCGACCUGCCGACACGUUCUACGGACUCGUCUUCCGGUACGAGUACUGUAACUGCGACCGCGUCAGCCGACCUGACGGCACCUUCUACGACCUCUCCUUCCGAUACGACUUCUUCAGCCACGACCGCGUCUUCCGGUACGACUACUCCAGGCACGACCGCUUCGCCCGACCUGAUGACACCUUCUACGAACUCGUCUUUCGAUACGACUACCCCAGAUACGACCGCGUCUUCCGGUACUACACCAGCAACGACUGAGUCACUCGACCUGACGACACCUUCUACGAACUCAUCUUUCGGUACGACUACCCCAGCAUCGACUUUGUCUCGUGACCUGACCACAGCUUCUACGACCUCGUCUUCCGGUACGAGUACUUUAGCUGCGACCGCGUCAGCAGACCCGACGACACCUUCUACGACCCCUCCUUCCGAUACGACUUCUUCAGCCACGACCGCGUCUUCCGGUACGACUACUCCAGGCACGACCGCUUCGCCCGACCUGAUGACACAUUCUACGAACUCGUCUUUCGAUACGACUACCCCAGAUACGACCGCGUCUUCCGGUACUACACCAGCAACGACUGAGUCACUCGACCUGACGACACCUUCUACGAACUCAUCUUCCGGUACGACUACCCCAGCAUCGACUUUGUCUCGUGAUCUGACCAAAGCUUCUACGACCUCGUCUUCCGGUACGAGUACUGUAGCCACGACCGCGUCAGCCGUGCUGACGACACCUUCUACGACCUCUCCUUCCGGUACGAUUUCUUCAGCCACCACCUCGUCUUCCGGUACGACUUCUUCAGGCCCAACCGCGUCUUCCGGUACAACUACUCCAGGCACGACCGCAUCACCCGACCUGAUGACACUUUUUGCGAACUCGUCUUUCGGCACGCCUACUCCAGAUACGACCGCGUCUUCCGGUACUACUCCAGCUACGAUCGUCUCAAUCGACGUGAGGACAAGCUUUACGAACUCGUCAUCCGGUGCGACUACCCCAGCAUCGACUUUGUCUCGUGACCUGACCACUGCUUCUACGACUUCGUCUUCCGGUACGAGUACUGUAGCCACGACCGCGUCAGCCGUCCUGACGACACCUUCUACGACCUCUCCUUCCGAUACGACUUCUUCAGCCACGACCGCGUCUUCCGGUACGACUACUCCAGGCACGACCGCUUCGCCCGACCUGAUGACACCUUCUACGAGCUCGUCUUUCGAUACGACUACCCCAGAUACGACCGCGUCUUCCGGUACUACACCAGCAACGACUGAGUCACUCGACCUGACCACACUUUCUAUGACCGCGUCUUCCGGUACGAGUACUGUAGCCACGACCGCAUCACCCGACCUGCCGACACGUUCUACGGACUCGUCUUCCGGUACGAGUACUGUAACUGCGACCGCGUCAGCCGACCUGACGGCACCUUCUACGACCUCUCCUUCCGAUACGACUUCUUCAGCCACGACCGCGUCUUCCGGUACGACUACUCCAGGCACGACCGCUUCGCCCGACCUGAUGACACCUUCUACGAACUCGUCUUUCGAUACGACUACCCCAGAUACGACCGCGUCUUCCGGUACUACACCAGCAACGACUGAGUCACUCGACCUGACGACACCUUCUACGAACUCAUCUUUCGGUACGACUACCCCAGCAUCGACUUUGUCUCGUGACCUGACCACAGCUUCUACGACCUCGUCUUCCGGUACGAGUACUUUAGCUGCGACCGCGUCAGCCGACCCGACGACACCUUCUACGACCCCUCCUUCCGAUAGGACUUCUUCAGCCACGACCGCGUCUUCCGGUACGACUACUCCAGGCACGACCGCUUCGCCCGACCUGAUGACACAUUCUACGAACUCGUCUUUCGAUACGACUACCCCAGAUACGACCGCGUCUUCCGGUACUACACCAGCAACGACUGAGUCACUCGACCUGACGACACCUUCUACGAACUCAUCUUCCGGUACGACUACCCCAGCAUCGACUUUGUCUCGUGAUCUGACCACAGCUUCUACGACCUCGUCUUCCGGUACGAGUACUGUAGCCACGACCGCGUCAGCCGUCCUGACGACACCUUCUACGACCUCUCCUUCCGGUACGAUUUCUUCAGCCACCACCUCGUCUUCCGGUACGACUUCUUCAGGCCCAACCGCGUCUUCCGGUACAACUACUCCAGGCACGACCGCAUCACCCGACCUGAUGACACUUUUUGCGAACUCGUCUUUCGGCACGCCUACUCCAGAUACGACCGCGUCUUCCGGUACUACUCCAGCUACGAUCGUCUCAAUCGACGUGAGGACAAGCUUUACGAACUCGUCAUCCGGUGCGACUACCCCAGCAUCGACUUUGUCUCGUGAUCUGACCACAGCUUCUACGACCUCGUCUUCCGGUACGAGUACUUUAGCUGCGACCGCGUCAGCCGACCCGACGACACCUUCUACGACCCCUCCUGCCGAUACGACUUCUUCAGCCACGACCGCGUCUUCCGGUACGACUACUCCAGGCACGACCGCUUCGCCCGACCUGAUGACACAUUCUACGAACUCGUCUUUCGAUACGACUACCCCAGAUACGACCGCGUCUUCCGGUACUACACCAGCAACGACUGAGUCACUCGACCUGACGACACCUUCUACGAACUCAUCUUCCGGUACGACUACCCCAGCAUCGACUUUGUCUCGUGAUCUGACCACAGCUUCUACGACCUCGUCUUCCGGUACGAGUACUGUAGCCACGACCGCGUCAGCCGUCCUGACGACACCUUCUACGACCUCUCCUUCCGGUACGAUUUCUUCAGCCACCACCUCGUCUUCCGGUACGACUUCUUCAGGCCCAACCGCGUCUUCCGGUACAACUACUCCAGGCACGACCGCAUCACCCGACCUGAUGACACUUUUUGCGAACUCGUCUUUCGGCACGCCUACUCCAGAUACGACCGCGUCUUCCGGUACUACUCCAGCUACGAUCGUCUCAAUCGACGUGAGGACAAGCUUUACGAACUCGUCAUCCGGUGCGACUACCCCAGCAUCGACUUUGUCUCGUGACCUGACCACUGCUUCUACGACCUCGUCUUCCGGUACGAGUACUGUAGCCACGACCGCGUCAGCCGUCCUGACGACACCUUCUACGACCUCUCCUUCCGAUACGACUUCUUCAGCCACGACCGCGUCUUCCGGUACGACUACUCCAGGCACGUCCGCUUCGCCCGACCUGAUGACACCUUCUACGAACUCGUCUUUCGAUACGACUACCCCAGAUACGACCGCGUCUUCCGGUACUACACCAGCAACGACUGAGUCACUCGACCUGACCACACGUUCUAUGACCGCGUCUUCCGGUACGAGUACUGUAGCCACGACCGCAUCACCUGACCUGCCGACACGUUCUACGAACUCGUCUUCCGGUACGAGUACUGUAGCUGCGACCACGUCAGCCGACCUGACGACACCUUCUACGACCUCUCCUUCCGAUACGACUUCUUCAGCCGCGACCGCGUCUUCCGGUACGACUACCCUAGCAUCGACUUUGUCUCGUGAUCUGACCACAGCUUCUACGACCUCGUCUUCCGGUACGAGUACUGUAGCCACGACCGCGUCUGCCGUCCUGACGGCACCUUCUACGACCUCUCCUUCCGAUACGACUUCUUCAGCCACGACCGCGUCUUCUGGUACGACUACUCCAGGCACGACCGCUUCGCCCGACCUGAUGACACCUUCUACGAACUCGUCUUUCGAUACGACUACCCCAGAUACGACCGCGUCUUCCGGUACUACACCAGCAACGACUGAGUCACUCGACCUGACGACACCUUCUACGAACUCAUCUUUCGGUACGACUACCCCAGCAUCGACUUUGUCUCGUGACCUGACCACAGCUUCUACGACCUCGUCUUCCGGUACGAGUACUUUAGCUGCGACCGCGUCAGCAGACCCGACGACACCUUCUACGACCCCUCCUUCCGAUACGACUUCUUCAGCCACGACCGCGUCUUCCGGUACGACUACUCCAGGCACGACCGCUUCGCCCGACCUGAUGACACAUUCUACGAACUCGUCUUUCGAUACGACUACCCCAGAUACGACCGCGUCUUCCGGUACUACACCAGCAACGACUGAGUCACUCGACCUGACGACACCUUCUACGAACUCAUCUUCCGGUACGACUACCCCAGCAUCGACUUUGUCUCGUGAUCUGACCAAAGCUUCUACGACCUCGUCUUCCGGUACGAGUACUGUAGCCACGACCGCGUCAGCCGUGCUGACGACACCUUCUACGACCUCUCCUUCCGGUACGAUUUCUUCAGCCACCACCUCGUCUUCCGGUACGACUUCUUCAGGCCCAACCGCGUCUUCCGGUACAACUACUCCAGGCACGACCGCAUCACCCGACCUGAUGACACUUUUUGCGAACUCGUCUUUCGGCACGCCUACUCCAGAUACGACCGCGUCUUCCGGUACUACUCCAGCUACGAUCGUCUCAAUCGACGUGAGGACAAGCUUUACGAACUCGUCAUCCGGUGCGACUACCCCAGCAUCGACUUUGUCUCGUGACCUGACCACUGCUUCUACGACUUCGUCUUCCGGUACGAGUACUGUAGCCACGACCGCGUCAGCCGUCCUGACGACACCUUCUACGACCUCUCCUUCCGAUACGACUUCUUCAGCCACGACCGCGUCUUCCGGUACGACUACUCCAGGCACGACCGCUUCGCCCGACCUGAUGACACCUUCUACGAGCUCGUCUUUCGAUACGACUACCCCAGAUACGACCGCGUCUUCCGGUACUACACCAGCAACGACUGAGUCACUCGACCUGACCACACUUUCUAUGACCGCGUCUUCCGGUACGAGUACUGUAGCCACGACCGCAUCACCCGACCUGCCGACACGUUCUACGGACUCGUCUUCCGGUACGAGUACUGUAACUGCGACCGCGUCAGCCGACCUGACGGCACCUUCUACGACCUCUCCUUCCGAUACGACUUCUUCAGCCACGACCGCGUCUUCCGGUACGACUACUCCAGGCACGACCGCUUCGCCCGACCUGAUGACACCUUCUACGAACUCGUCUUUCGAUACGACUACCCCAGAUACGACCGCGUCUUCCGGUACUACACCAGCAACGACUGAGUCACUCGACCUGACGACACCUUCUACGAACUCAUCUUUCGGUACGACUACCCCAGCAUCGACUUUGUCUCGUGACCUGACCACAGCUUCUACGACCUCGUCUUCCGGUACGAGUACUGUAGCCACGACCGCGUCAGCCGUCCUGACGACACCUUCUACGACCUCUCCUUCCGGUACGAUUUCUUCAACCACCACCUCGUCUUCCGGUACGACUUCUUCAGGCCCAACCGCGUCUUCCGGUACAACUACUCCAGGCACGACCGCAUCACCCGACCUGAUGACACUUUUUGCGAACUCGUCUUCCGGCACGCCUACUCCAGAUACGACCGCGUCUUCCGGUACUACUCCAGCUACGAUCGUCUCAAUCGACGUGAGGACAAGCUUUACGAACUCGUCAUCCGGUGCGACUACCCCAGCAUCGACUUUGUCUCGUGACCUGACCACUGCUUCUACGACCUCGUCUUCCGGUACGAGUACUGUAGCCACGACCGCGUCAGCCGUCCUGACGACACCUUCUACGACCUCUCCUUCCGAUACGACUUCUUCAGCCACGACCGCGUCUUCCGGUACGACUACUCCAGGCACGUCCGCUUCGCCCGACCUGAUGACACCUUCUACGAACUCGUCUUUCGAUACGACUACCCCAGAUACGACCGCGUCUUCCGGUACUACACCAGCAACGACUGAGUCACUCGACCUGACCACACGUUCUAUGACCGCGUCUUCCGGUACGAGUACUGUAGCCACGACCGCAUCACCUGACCUGCCGACACGUUCUACGAACUCGUCUUCCGGUACGAGUACUGUAGCUGCGACCGCGUCAGCCGACCUGACGACACCUUCUACGACCUCUCCUUCCGAUACGACUUCUUCAGCCGCGACCGCGUCUUCCGGUACGACUACCCCAGCAUCGACUUUGUCUCGUGAUCUGACCACAGCUUCUACGACCUCGUCUUCCGGUACGAGUACUGUAGCCACGACCGCGUCUGCCGUCCUGACGGCACCUUCUACGACCUCUCCUUCCGAUACGACUUCUUCAGCCACGACCGCGUCUUCCGGUACGACUACUCCAGGCACGACCGCUUCGCCCGACCUGAUGACACCUUCUACGAACUCGUCUUUCGAUACGACUACCCCAGAUACGACCGCGUCUUCCGGUACUACACCAGCAACGACUGAGUCACUCGACCUGACGACACCUUCUACGAACUCAUCUUUCGGUACGACUACCCCAGCAUCGACUUUGUCUCGUGACCUGACCACAGCUUCUACGACCUCGUCUUCCGGUACGAGUACUUUAGCUGCGACCGCGUCAGCAGACCCGACGACACCUUCUACGACCCCUCCUUCCGAUACGACUUCUUCAGCCACGACCGCGUCUUCCGGUACGACUACUCCAGGCACGACUGCUUCGCCCGACCUGAUGACACCUUCUACGAACUCGUCUUUCGAUACGACUACCCCAGAUACGACCGCGUCUUCCGGUACUACACCAGCAACGACUGAGUCACUCGACCUGACGACACCUUCUACGAACUCAUCUUUCGGUACGACUACCCCAGCAUCGACUUUGUCUCGUGACCUGACCACAGCUUCUACGACCUCGUCUUCCGGUACGAGUACUGUAGCCACGACCGCGUCAGCCGUCCUGACGACACCUUCUACGACCUCUCCUUCCGGUACGAUUUCUUCAACCACCACCUCGUCUUCCGGUACGACUUCUUCAGGCCCAACCGCGUCUUCCGGUACAACUACUCCAGGCACGACCGCAUCACCCGACCUGAUGACACUUUUUGCGAACUCGUCUUCCGGCACGCCUACUCCAGAUACGACCGCGUCUUCCGGUACUACUCCAGCUACGAUCGUCUCAAUCGACGUGAGGACAAGCUUUACGAACUCGUCAUCCGGUGCGACUACCCCAGCAUCGACUUUGUCUCGUGACCUGACCACUGCUUCUACGACCUCGUCUUCCGGUACGAGUACUGUAGCCACGACCGCGUCAGCCGUCCUGACGACACCUUCUACGACCUCUCCUUCCGAUACGACUUCUUCAGCCACGACCGCGUCUUCCGGUACGAGUACUCCAGGCACGACCGCUUCGCCCGACCUGAUGACACCUUCUACGAACUCGUCUUUCGAUACGACUACCCCAGAUACGACCGCGUCUUCCGGUACUACACCAGCAACGACUGAGUCACUCGACCUGACCACACCUUCUAUGACCGCGUCUUCCGGUACGAGUACUGUAGCCACGACCGCAUCACCUGACCUGCCGACACGUUCUACGAACUCGUCUUCCGGUACGAGUACUGUAGCUGCGACCGCGUCAGCCGACCUGACGACACCUUCUACGACCUCUCCUUCCGAUACGACUUCUUCAGCCACGACCGCGUCUUCCGGUACCACUACUCCAGGCACGACCGCUUCGCCCGACCUGAUGACACCUUCUACGAACUCGUCUUUCGAUACGACUACCCCAGAUACGACCGCGUCUUCCGGUACUACACCAGCAACGACUGAGUCACUCGACCUGACGACACCUUCUACGAACUCAUCUUUCGGUACGACUACCCCAGCAUCGACUUUGUCUCGUGACCUGACCACAGCUUCUACGACCUCGUCUUCCGGUACGAGUACUUUAGCUGCGACCGCGUCAGCCGACCCGACGACACCUUCUACGACCCCUCCUUCCGAUACGAUUUCUUCAGCCACGACCUCGUCUUCCGGUACGACUUCUUCAGGCCCAACCGCGUCUUCCGGUACGACUAUUCCAGGCACGACCGCAUCACCCGACCUGAUUACACUUUUUGCGAACUCGUCUUUCGGCACGCCUACUCCAGAUACGACCGCGUCUUCCGGUACUACUCCAGCCACGACCGCGACACCCGACCUAACGACACCUUCUACGACCCCGCCGUCGGCUACGACUACUUCAGCCACGACCGCGGUACCAGGUAUGACUCCGCCUCCAGGUUCUCCAACGUCAGCCACGACUGUGUCCACGAAGCUUCCGUUUUCAACAGCUCACAGUGAAUCAUCGACUCUAAUUGUAGCGGCAGGCGUCUAAGCAUUAUAAAGACUGCCAUGCUCCCACUUCAUAUAGUAUUUUAAGAUGCCUAUAGUUGUGUAUCUAUAUUACCUUCUACCCUCAUCAAAUCGUACUUUGUAAUUAUCCCUUCAAGUUUCUUAUAUGCAUUUGUACAUCCAAGCGUAUGUCAUGCUAUCAUCUAUGUAUUACUUUAUAUUUCCAAGUUCUUUUUUCUUGUAUGAAGUCCAACUUUUGUUGGCAAUGUUUGAUAUAAAGCCUAGUAAGGUACAAGUGCCUUCGAGAUAAUAAA